This is a messenger RNA of Mycetomoellerius zeteki, 923 nucleotides long. Its product is annotated as probable methylthioribulose-1-phosphate dehydratase. Lineage: Eukaryota; Metazoa; Arthropoda; Insecta; Hymenoptera; Formicidae. Gene Ontology annotation, cellular component: cytoplasm. The record is from RefSeq and is a predicted model, not a curated record. The coding region runs from base 147 to 860 and encodes 237 amino acids. The transcript is spliced from 5 exons. Gene Ontology annotation, molecular function: methylthioribulose 1-phosphate dehydratase activity; metal ion binding.
GGCCCUUAGCGCUAGCUCAUGAUCGUGUUUGUUAGCGCUAUCUGCAGCUCCACGAACAGUUUGUAGCGCUAAAUAGCACGAAUAGCGUCUUUCUGAACGCACCCAUUUUGUUGUAGACGACGCAUAACCCGCAUAACAGAGUCGAGAUGUUGGAAGCUUACGAUGCCAACUAUGACAAAGAACAUCCACGAAAUCUUAUUCCAGAACUGUGCCGGCAGUUUUAUCAUCUCGGAUGGGUGACUGGUACUGGUGGCGGUAUCUCCAUAAAACACGAAGAUAAGAUCUACAUAGCUCCUUCUGGUGUACAAAAGGAACGUAUGGUACCCAACGAUAUGUUUGUGCAAGAUAUCAAUGGAACAGAUUUGGAAUUGCCUCCAUCAGAGAAGAAACUGAACAAGUCGCAAUGCACUCCACUAUUUAUGUGUGCGUAUAUAAGAAGGCAUGCAGGCGCUGUGAUUCACACACACUCCAAGUUUGCUGUGAUGGCAACACUAUUGUGGCCUGGGAAAGAAAUCAGACUCACCCAUCUUGAAAUGAUAAAAGGCAUAUGGAAUCAAAAAGAGGAUAGAGCGUAUCGUUACGAUGAGGAGUUGGCAAUACCGAUCAUAGAAAACACUCCCUUUGAGAGAGAUUUAAGAGAAGACUUAGAUAAAAUUAUUAUUCGUUACCCUGAGACUUGUGCGGUAUUGGUACGCAGGCAUGGGAUUUAUGUGUGGGGUGAUUCUUGGCAACAGGCAAAAACUAUGACGGAAUGUUACGAUUAUUUACUCGAUAUUGCAGUUAAAAUGAAACAAUGUAGAUUAGAUCCAUCAAUAACUCCAAAUGAUUAUGAAUUAAAAUACCAAGCAAAUACAUUAUGAUAUGCACAGAAAUUUAUUAUGAAAUUAAUAUUUCUGUUAACCAUAAUUCUAUGAUGCAACAAU